ACCGAUAACCGGAAGCACAAAGAGGCGGGGGUGUCUGGUGACGACAAGCUCGGGGACUUUCCGGACCGUCUGCGAAAUGGUCCUGCUAUCAUUAAACUAAAGAAGAGCGUCCAUUAUCCUUACCAAAGAAGGACUUUAUUUUUUAUAUUGGGUUUCUGGUAAUCAAUUAUGGCAACUUAAACACCUACAAAAGAGAUGUCUAAGAUGGGGGGAGGGAUUUGAGAGCACAUACCCCUUGGUCUGUGUGUGUGUGUGUGUGUCUGUGUGUGUGAGUGAAAGUGUGAGUGUGCGUGCGCACGCUUGAGACAUUUAUUUCAUUUCUAAUGUUGAUACACAUAAUCACAUGCCACAAGUUUAAGUUUGAAUGGUUAGAUAUGUCUGUGCUAAAUAUACAAGAUAAUAAAGUGUGUACUGAUCCUGGGUGAUCUGACCUCACUGCAAUAUUAUGAUUAUUGAUGUAAGGAUGCAUUUAAAUUACUUUUUAAAAUAGUCCAUCCUUUUUCCCAUCCACAUUGAAGUUUCAGCAGUUAAAUGUUCAGAGGUAGUACUCUCUACUAGGUACAGGUAAAAAUGGAUCCAGGAGUAAAGUAUAGGCUAUACAGUAUGGAGGGAAUGGGCAUCUCAGGCUUUUUGUGUCCAAUACUGUGUGCCGGUGGAUGCUAGACUGGUAGUUUUGUUUCUUCUGCACUAAGUUUCACACUUAGCAAAACCUUAGUUUCUUUUUUACUGUCUCUUCACUGUUUCUGUUUUUGAUUUGAGAUAACCUCCCACCCCCUCUGCCCCCUGAUCUUUAGUAUAGUACUAAUUUCUGUUCCAUUUUGAGUGAGUGUAUAAGUGUGAGAAAGCGAGACCAUGGGUUUUCUCAAACCCCUCUCCCUUUAAAGGACAUCUCUUUUGCCUUCAUAUUUCUAAACUUAAAUUCAAAAAUGGAAACUCUCGUUCAACUCAAAAACAACCAAUUUUUGAUGGGGUUGUGUCGCAGUGGGCCUCCACCUGACCUACAAUAUGACAACUCUUCAGAACUCUUCCGCAUCUCUACGUUUGCGCGAUUCCCAGCUUCGGGAGUCACAGAGCGAAGUCUGGCAAGGGCAGGUUGGUUCUACACCGGUGUGGGCGACCGAGUGCAGUGUUUCAGGUGUAACGUGACGGCAGAGGGUUGGCAGGCCGGAGACUGUCCAACAGAGAAACACAGACAACUCUCUCCUUCCUGCUCCUUCAUCCAGAGCCUACCGUCUACAGCCAACCUGCUGUCCUCCUCUCACUCCGCCUUCUCCCCACUCCGCAUUGCCCCAGCCAUACCAAUUUCUGGUCCAGGCCCAGCUGCUCCUAACCCAACAGUAAGCCAAGGGGAAGAGCCAGUUGGCUACCUAAAUAUGGGCUUUACUGCUCCCCCACCCUCCAGUCCACUCAGCUCUCGUGGUGUAGAGGACAUGUCCCACCAGAGACCAACAUGCCACAACCCCAGCAUGCGCAGAGAGCAGGACCGCCUGGACUCCUUCCAUCCCUGGACACUCUCCAUCAUAACUCCUGCUGAGCUUGCCAAGGCGGGCUUCUACUACCUGGGCCAAGGCGACCGAGUGGCCUGCUUCAGCUGUGGAGGACAGUUGAGUAACUGGGAGCCAGGUGACAGAGCUGUAUCCGAGCACCAGAGGCAUUAUCCAAACUGUCGCUUUGUGCGGGGGGACAGAGCUGACAACGUGUCGCUGGCCGGAGCUGCCGUAGCUGCAUCUGGCGGAGUAACUUCCCAGCUGUCUUCAGGAGCCCCAACCCUCAGUAAUGUGUCCAACCCUGCCAUGCAGCAGAGCGAUGAGAGGCUGCUCACUUUUGUCAACUGGCCGUCUCGUAUCCCUGUCAGGCCUGACCAGCUGGCUAAAGCCGGUUUCUACUAUGUAGGUCGUAACGAUGAUGUCAAGUGUUUCUGCUGCGAUGGAGGCCUGCGAUGCUGGGAGUCCGGAGAUGAUCCUUGGGUGGAACAUGCUAAAUGGUUUCCUCGGUGUGAAUAUUUGCUCCAGGAGAAGGGACAAGAGUUUGUUCACCAGAUCCAGGCUCGCUUCCCUCGGCUGUUUGAGCAGCUUUUAACAAAUGGAGACAGCAGCUCCAGAGAGUUUGUGGAUCCACCUGUGGUUCACCUCGGUCCAGGAGAGGAGCGAUCCGAGGACGCUGUCAUGAUGAACACCCCUGUGAUUAAGUCGGCUUUAGAGAUGGGCUUUGAGCGUAGUCUAGUCAAGCAAACAGUCCAGAGCAAGAUCCUGACCAGCGGGGAGAACUACAGGACCGUCCAGGAGCUGGUUUUAGACCUGCUGAGUGCCGAGGACCAGAAAAGGGAGGAGGAGCGAGAGAUGCUGGCGGAGGCUAUGGCAUCAGAUGGUUUCACUUUUGUGAAGAGACACCAGGCAGCGUUGAUCCAGCGUCUGAAGAGUGUGGAGCCAGUGCUGGAGCAUUUAAGAGAGCAAAAUAUGUUAUCUACCGAGGAGUAUAGCGGUCUUAAGGCUCAGACGUCGCCUCAACAGCAAACUGCCCGGCUGAUAGAGCUAGUCCUCAACAAGGGAAACGCUGCAGCCGAGGUCUUCCGCAACUGGAUCCAGAAAAACGACGUACACUUGCUCCGAGAUCUCAUGGCCCAAUCAAACGAAGCUGCAUCACCCAGCCAAGAUCUUUCAGACCUCCCCAUGGAGGAGCAGCUGAGGCGCCUGCAGGAGGAGCGUACCUGCAAAGUUUGUAUGGAUAAAGAAGUCAACAUCGUCUUCAUCCCAUGUGGCCACCUGGUGGUGUGCAAAGAAUGUGCACCAUCACUGCGAAAGUGCCCAAUCUGCAGAGGCCUGGUUAAAGGCACAGUCCGCACCUUCCUCUCAUAAGAGUGGCAUUUGUGUAGAAUGUAAGCAAUAUGAAAUACAUUUAUUGGAAAGUGCAGGAGGGAUGUUUUGCAUCUUUUUCGCCCCUAUGUAAUUUAACUGUCCAAACUGAAUCCCAAGAGGCAUUCAAAUAUCACCCGCUUUCUACAUAAUCUAAAUGAACAGCUGACAGACAGAACCUAAUCUGAUAUGAUAGAAUACAGUUAGUUGUACAAGACCGUUUAAUAUCUUGAUGUAAUCUUAACACUUCUGCUGGUAUUUAUUACCAAGUUUGGGUUAUAUUUACUGUAUCAUGUUAUCAGUUAAUACAAUAUGGAAAAAGUACAACAAAUAUAAUCAAUCCAAUGAACUGUUUCAUUGGUACUCAUCACAUUCAUCUCAACUCUCCACAAAUGUUAAACAAGCCUUUAGUGUGUUGAGUAAUGGCGUACAUUACAGUAAAUCAUGGUUACUGAAUCAGCUACAUAGGACUUUAUGAGCUGAGGUGUUUAGUAAUGUUCUGUAAAACCAUCAAUAUGGUUGGGAAGUCUCAAUUUAAGCAAGUUAUAAUUUGUCACAAGUGGACCCUGCAAUGACAGAAUAACCAAAUUACAUCAACUACAAACUAAACUCACACUAACUUUGCCAACUUAUGUUUAAAGCAAGACUUGUUUUAAGUUUAAAAAUUCUAAUCAGUUUAACUACUUCAGCAAGUCAGGUAUAUUCUUUUACAACCUCACUUUUAAACUGAACCGACUUUAGUGCAUUACUGUGUACUCCAGUGUAACCACAGCUAUUGUUUUUCCUAUUUUAAAUAAAACGUGGAUAAAUUCUGUCCUAUGAAGUU
Molecule: messenger RNA, 3678 nt
Organism: Etheostoma spectabile (orangethroat darter)
Lineage: Eukaryota; Metazoa; Chordata; Actinopteri; Perciformes; Percidae
Gene: birc2
Product: baculoviral IAP repeat containing 2
Exons: 13
Coding region: 927-2855 (642 amino acids)
Biological process (GO): regulation of cell cycle; positive regulation of protein ubiquitination; negative regulation of apoptotic process
Cellular component (GO): cytoplasm; nucleus
Molecular function (GO): cysteine-type endopeptidase inhibitor activity involved in apoptotic process; ubiquitin protein ligase activity
Source: RefSeq, a predicted model, not a curated record